Topomyia yanbarensis is the source of this 2199-nucleotide messenger RNA. It is a transcript of the gene spag, whose product is annotated as RNA polymerase II-associated protein 3. The transcript has 6 exons. Gene Ontology annotation, molecular function: protein binding. The record is from RefSeq and is a predicted model, not a curated record. Bases 114 to 2090 code for a protein of 658 amino acids. Lineage: Eukaryota; Metazoa; Arthropoda; Insecta; Diptera; Culicidae.
UUCACACCGUUGUUAGUCAACACUUUUUUCAGUUUGGAUUGGUUUUGUGUUUUCAGCAAGGUAUCAAAUAAUUUUAUUCGAAUUUGUUAAAAUACUGUACGGAAGUAGCAGCAAUGUCCAAAGCGAUCGAAGCUCAACUGGAAGUGAAGGCAAAAUGUGAUCAGGCACAGGAAGCGCUGAGAGGACUGUACGAAUGGGAACACGAAAUGAAGCAAAAGGAAUACCAGUCCACCCAUUCAAAUCAGGAAAAACUUAGACCACCUGUUAGGAGCCUCGUUGCAGAAAUGACAAAAUAUUCUGAAGAACAGCAUAGCAUUGAAAAGCAGAGAAGCAUCACUAAUUCGGAGAUGUUGGAAUAUCUGGAGGAGGCGGAAAAGUAUAAUAAAAUAGGUAAUGAGUUAUGUAAACGUGCAAAGCCAGGAGAAUAUAAGGAAAAUAACGAUCAGACAGCAAUUGAAAUGUACACAUCGUCAAUUGAACUUAAUGAUCGAAAUCCUACACCUUAUGUUAAACGUGCACUCUGUUACUUUAAUCUGGGUCGCUAUGAAGAGUGCAUUACUGACUGCGAGUCCGCAAUUGCAUUAGACAAAACCAAUGUUGAAGCUUACUACCGUCGUAUGCAGGCAUAUGAGUACUUGGGCAAGAAUCGAUUAGCAGUUUUAGAUUGUCAGGAAAUAUUAAAAAUUUCAAAAGACGCAAAAGAACUGUCGAAAGUUAAAAAUGACAUGGAGAGAAUUAAAAAAAGAAUACGACAUGAAGCUGAUAAGUUUAAGCAACAAGGAAAUGAUCAUCUGAGCAAAAAAAAUUACGAAAAAGCUAUAGAGUGUUUUUCGGCAGCUAUCGAGUUGUAUGGAAGUGAUGAAGUAUACCAUCACAACCGUGGUCUAUGCUAUUUCAACUUGAAACACUAUGAUAAAAGCCUGGAAGAUUUCAACAAAGCGAUAGAGACAAAUAAAGAAUACUUUCGCCCGUACUACCAAAGAAUGAGACUGCGAGAAAUACGUGGGGAGUACCUAUCAGCAAUAGAUGACUGCAAGAGGUUUCUUGAGUUGGUUCCGGAUGAUAGGCAGCGUGUAACGGCUGGAAAAGACUUGGAGCGUUUACAAUUCCGAUUGGAAUGCAAAACGGAACCAGUUUCAUAUAACUGGAAUCAGCUUAACAAGAGUUCCUCUAUAAUAAAUUUCAUCCAAAAACCACCACACCAACGCUCAAAGAAACCAUUGAAACGGAUUUUUAUCUCUGAAGAGAACACUCCUGAUUCCAAAUCAAAUCCAUCUAACUAUAUUGUGGCGUCCGACUAUGAUACCAUUCCGGAUGCUGUGAUUGAUAAAAUGUUCAACAAUAACACCGGGGAGCGUCUCGAGGAACCGAUAGAAGAUACGAAUCUUUGCAGUUUCUUCUCUUCGUCAUCGAAUAAAUUGAAAAAAUAUUUUUCGCCGCCAAUCACUCCGUCUAGUCCACCGAGCGAUAUGUUGCGAGGUCACCUGGCAACCUCCAAUGUUAUUCCUCUCGGUUACAGUAGUUCUUCAGCAAGCGUGACGGAAGCAGAAAAAGAUUCGACAGGUAUGAAGCCGGAAACAUUCGAAGAAACACUGCACCCCACGAAAGAGGAAAAGGACAUGAUCAAUCAAGAAAACCAGUGCCAACCCGAGACGGAAAUAAACUCUUACAAAGUAAAAACCAUCAUCAAAUAUGGAGAAGAUAAUUCCAUUCCAGUCCUUCCAUCGUCGUCGGUGCACUUCUACAACACUUGGAAUAAUUUAAAAACUACAAAUGAAAAAUACAAAUAUUUGAAGAGUCUUCAAGAUGUUCCAUUGGACAAGUUGCUCGGAGCGGAAUUGUCCCCCGAAAUGCUUACCGAAGUUCUCUAUGUGCUAGAGCGGUUCUGUACUGAAGAGAAUUACUCCCCACUGCGAAUUCUUGCAAAAGUUACGAAACACCGCGGAAUUGAUCUUCUUGUGAUGAUGCUUACCGACAAGGACAGAUGCUGUCUGAGACAGCUGGUGCAUCUCAUGGAUACUCUGGAAGAAGAUAGCAGCGCAUUAAGAGAAGUGAAGAAGAUCUUGAACUGUUGGGGUUUUUCUGUGUGAUUGCGUAAGUUAGAUAUUUCAGCUCUAUUUCUUUUCAUUGAAUUGUAUCAGAAAUAGGUGUAAUUGCGGCUGAGUAUGCAUCAAAUCGAAUAAAAUGCGUUGAAUUAGA